Staurois parvus is the source of this 1119-nucleotide messenger RNA. The record is from the annotation of a GenBank genome assembly. Lineage: Eukaryota; Metazoa; Chordata; Amphibia; Anura; Ranidae.
AUGUUUUACCUACUUCUGUCAUCAAAAAUAACCCUUUACACUUUAUUUCCUUCACAGGGCACCAAUGCCUCAACAUUGGAAAAAGAGAUUGGCCCGGAGCAAUUUCCUGUAAAUGAACAUUACUUUGGUUUGGUCAAUUUUGGCAACACCUGCUACUGCAACUCUGUUCUACAAGCACUUUAUUUUUGUCGCCCGUUUCGGGAGAAAGUUCUGGCAUACAAGGUCCAGCCACGGAAGAAGGAAAGCUUACUUACAUGUUUGGCAGACCUUUUUAACAGCAUUGCUACACAAAAGAAGAAAGUGGGGGUUAUACCCCCCAAGAAAUUCAUCUCCAGACUGAGGAAAGAGAAUGAACUGUUUGACAACUACAUGCAACAGGAUGCUCAUGAAUUUCUAAACUACCUUCUAAACACUAUUGCUGACCUGCUGCAAGAGGAGAAGAAACAGGAGACCCAGAAUGGCAAGCUGCAGAAUGGGAGCCUGGAGCUCCAGGAACCUGAUAAGCCUGACCUCACCUGGGUUCACGAGAUCUUCCAGGGAACUCUAACCAAUGAAACCAGAUGUCUUAACUGUGAAACUGUUAGUAGCAAAGAUGAAGAUUUCUUAGAUCUCUCUGUGGAUGUGGAACAAAAUACUUCCAUUACACACUGCUUAAGGGGGUUCAGUAACACAGAAACACUAUGCAGCGAAUACAAGUAUUACUGUGAGCAGUGUCGAAGCAAACAGGAAGGACAGAAAAGGAUGAGAGUAAAGAAGUUGCCUAUGAUAUUAGCCUUGCACUUGAAAAGGUUUAAAUACAUGGACCAACUGCACCGAUAUACCAAACUUUCCUAUCGUGUGGUGUUUCCAUUGGAGCUUCGGCUUUUCAACACAUCUGGGGAUGCUACCAAUCCAGACCGAAUGUAUGACCUGGUAGCUGUGGUAGUCCACUGUGGCAGUGGGCCAAACCGCGGACACUACAUCACCAUUGUAAAGAGUCAUGGGUUCUGGCUGCUGUUUGAUGACGACAUUGUAGAGAAAAUUGAUGCCCAAGCCAUUGAAGAGUUCUACGGUUUAACAUCAGACAUUUCCAAAAAUUCAGAGUCGGGAUAUAUCCUGUUUUACCAAUCUAGAGACUGA